Molecule: messenger RNA, 2279 nt
Organism: Colletotrichum destructivum
Lineage: Eukaryota; Fungi; Ascomycota; Sordariomycetes; Glomerellales; Glomerellaceae
Product: Putative Zinc finger, C2HC5-type, activating signal cointegrator 1
Exons: 1
Coding region: 441-2018 (525 amino acids)
Biological process (GO): positive regulation of DNA-templated transcription
Cellular component (GO): nucleus
Molecular function (GO): zinc ion binding; transcription coactivator activity
Source: RefSeq, a predicted model, not a curated record
CUAUGCGCAAGUGUAACACGCGGGUAUUCACUUGUCAUAUGCCAGUUUUUGGAUUCCUACGCCUCGUUAUGGACCUGGUAGUGCUAUCAAGUCCUGUUCAAUUCCAACCAUUCCAUCUGCAACUCCAAGCAGUCAAUCUUGAGCUCUUGAAUGUCCCCAAAUGCAUUGAUCCGUGGUUUUCUCAGCAUCCGGCACGCCGAGUGACUCUUCGGCGACAGCGGGGCUUGACGUAGGCCGCCACAGCGGUGCCCCCACCGCCAUCCCAGCCGUCGCGGGGGAUUUGUGGCGCUAGCUCACCUCAAAAAGAUGCCUGCUACUUCCGUCCUUUUAUCUCGUCAUCACUCCGCCGUGGCCAACACUACAUCUCUUCCGCGUCACACCACACCCAAACGUCUGCCACCGCUAGGGAACCACCGAGAACCGACGGUGCAGUAUCAGACAUGUCGCUGGCGCAACUAUCUCGUCUUCUCCCCCUCCCCGAGGAGGAGUUGAAACAGGUGCUCGACUACGCAACCACCCUCUCAAAGACCGAAGCCGCGGAGCACUUCAACAACCUGUUGGGCGACUCACCCCAGGCCGUUGAGUUUAUUUCCUCUUUUAAUUCGCGAAGGCAGGACACGAAGCCUACGGCGCCGGCCCCGGAACCAUCGUCAAACAACUCGAGCGCUCAGGCUCCGGCACCCAAGGCAUCGCGCGGCCCGAAAAAGAAGAAGCAGUCGAACCUACACACCCCGGCCGCGAGACAGGUCGACGCCGCACCUCCGCCGGGGGCCAGCUACAGCAAGAAGGACCGGGAGGAAGAAUACUAUGGCGGCAGAAAACCCGUUCAGGCUGCGGAGAGCAGCGCGAGCACAUCGGCCAACUUCAAACAAUCGCUCAAAAGCGCAAACCCGCCCCCACAGCAGCAAAGGACGGCCGCCGGCUACCUGAUAUCCGACAAGGCCAAGCCCAAGUCGAACCCCGUCUCGCGAUCGUCGACGCCGAAGCCGACGGCCAAGCCCACAAAGGUGUCGAUUGCUGGCGGUACGCCUAUGGCAGGCGCAUCAACGGCCCUGAACGACCUGGACGCGGCGAUUCGCUCAUUGGAGCUGACGACAAACCCCACCAUGGGCGACGAUCCUAAGGCGAGGAGGUGCAACUGCGUGGCCACGCGGCACCCGCUCCAGACGGCGGCACCGAACUGUCAGUCCUGUGGCAAGGUCAUCUGCGUCAAGGAGGGCCUGGGACCGUGCACUUUCUGCGGCACUCCUCUCCUAUCAUCGGAGGAUGUCCAGGGAAUGAUCAGGGAACUCAAGUCGGAGAGAGGACGCGAGCGCAUGGCGGCGGACCGCGAGGCUCACAAACGCGCCGAGGUCAGCAAGAAGCCGGCGCCGUUCAGCCAGAACAACAACAGCAACAUGUCCGAGGCCGAGAGCAAAGCGCGGGAGCAUCGCGACAAGCUGCUGAACUUCCAGGCGCAGAACGCCAGACGAACGACGGUGCGGGACGAAGCGGCGGACUUCGACGUCAGCGGGGCCAUGGCGGGCAGCGGGGGCAACAUCUGGUCGACGCCGGAGGAUAGGGCCAGGGAGCUUAAAAGGCAGCAGAAGAUUCUCCGCGAGAUUGAGUGGAACGCGCGGCCCGAGUACGAGAAGCGGCGGCAGGUGGUUAGCAUCGACGUAGUAGGCGGGAAGGUAGUCCGGAAGAUGGCGGCCGUGGAGCGACCGACAACGCCGGAAGGAGAGGACGUCGUGGUCCACGAGGACGUCGACGAGAACGAUUACGUCGGCAGUCGGAAGCAGGGCGGAAGUAAUGGCGGCGGUGGCGGCGCGUUUAGUCACAACCCAUUACUGGGCGGAUUGAUCAAGCCAGUAUGGGACGCCAAGGGCAAGGACAAGGCAGCGCAGCUCGAGGGUCGUAAGGACAGGAAGACGCAGUGGAGGAGAGUACAGGAUGACUUCAAGGACAACGAAGCGGUGAUUCUGGACGGCGGUGCGCACGGGCACUCGACCACAGCGGACGAGCCAGAUUGUGGAUGAGUCGGCGGUCGGCGGAACGAUGGCUCAGGAGUGUGGGCAUGAUGCUGUUGCUGGAAUGCCUGAUGGAUGAGACAGACACUGUCACUGAGACUACACCAGCAUGCCAACGACGAGGGCGUGUAGAUGGAUACCCAAAGAACAAGGCAUUGUGUUAGACGGAGGUGCAUUCUAGAGGCGCAUAGACGACAUGGCAUGGCUGGACGAGGACAACAAUUCGAGGAUUGCGUAACGACCUGAAUGAGACAUGGCUUUUCUAUCGCG